AUGUACAACAACCUUAAUCCGGUCAUUGUUUCUAGCUCGAGUAGCUCGGUAGUGACAACAUCCUCAACAUCAAGCUCAGCACCUUCGACGAGCUCAACUGUUUCAACCCCCACUUCGGUCACUUCGGUCACUUCGACGUCAAGUGCACUAGGUAGUACGUCCUCUUCAGCUUCAUCAAGUGAUUCUUCGAGCUCAUCAGUAACCUCAUCUUCUGCAGCGACCACAGCAUCGACGUCAUCAUCCGCUCCUGCCACGACUUCCACAACAUCUAGCUCCGUAACCAGUGCAACGGGAGCGGUAUGCUCAAGCCCCUCGGCUCUUGCGCCCGUCGCCACUCCAAAUCCAGCAAGAAGAUCAUUCACUUGGAGUGUUGGUUGGGUACGAGCUGCUCCGGAUGGAUUCGCCAGACCUUUUGUCGGCAUUAACGGACAAUGGCCCAACCCUACAAUCAGUGUCAACAGAGGAGACACUGUCGUCCUAACCGUUACGAACAACCUUGGAAAUGAGUCGACUGCGAUCCAUUUCCAUGGUCUUCGCCAGAUCAACACGACUUAUGCGGAUGGGCCAUCGAUGGUCACUCAAUGUCCCAUCCAGCCCGGCGGAACAUUCGUCUACCAGUUCAUCGUCGACCAACCUGGUACUUACUGGUACCACGCUCACAUUGGUGGACAGUACAUUGAUGGAUUCCGAGGCCCACUCAUCGUCAAAGACGUCAAUGCGCCAUACCGGGUUGAUACAGAAUAUGUGAUGACGAUCAGUGAUCUAUAUCACUCAGAAGCACCUCCAUUGAUCAAUUACUAUCAGUCUUUGGGCAAUGCCAAUGACAAUAACGGGGCGGAACCUGUUCCAAAUUCUCUUUUAAUCAACGAAGCGCAGAACGUUCAAUUCCCGAUGGUAGCAGGAAAGAAGUACCUAUUCAGAAUUAUCAACGUGGGAGCCUUCACGCCAGUUUAUCUCCAAUUCGAUCAACAUAGCAUGACUAUUGUAGAGAUAGAUGGAGUUUACACUUCUCAGUGCACACAGGAUCAGCUGUUCAUUACUCCUGCGCAAAGAUACAGUGUCAUCAUCCAGGCCAAGGCGACUGGCACGCAGAACUUUGCCAUUAAAGCAUCGAUGAGCGUUGGGAUGUUCUUCCCUCCGCUCAUUCCAGCUACUUUCAACACCGAGGUCUCUGCUUUCCUUGUUUACAACUCUGCCAAUGGCCUCCCACCACCAUUGACGAUCACUCCCGAGCCCUUCGACGAUUCCAUCUUCACUCCUUUAGAUGCAACGCCCGAGUUCGGCCCCGUCACACUCCCUCUUUCCUGGGCCGUCGACUUCACUAACAACGCCAACGGCCAAAGACGAGGCACAAUAAACGCCGUUGACUACGUCGCACCCAAGGUGCCCACCCUCUACACCGCAAUGAACGCGCCUGCAGCAAAUGUCAACGAUCCAACCAUCUACGGUACGCACACCACACCUACCGUCGUCCCCUACAACGCCGUCGUCGAAAUCUUCCUCGAGAACCACGACACCAACCCGCACCCUUUCCAUCUGCACGGUCACAACAUGCAGCUCGUCGGCCGCUCUGGUGGCGGCAGCAUGUUCCCCUACAACCCGCCAGCAGGAGCAGCUCCCAUGCGCCGCGACACCAUCCAAGUCCCCGCCGGCGGCUCCGUCACCCUGCGCUGGGUCGCCAACAACCCGGGCAUCCAGCUCUUCCACUGCCAUCUCGAGUGGCACGUCGAAGCGGGGCUCACCGCAACCUUCAUCGAAGCCCCGACUCAGUUACAGGCUUUGAAGCUGUAUAUUCCUGUCAGUCACAGAACAGUGUGCGCGAAUCAGAGUAUUGCCAUGAAGGGCAAUGCUGCCGGCAACACGGCCGAUUAUACGAAUAUGAAUGGGCAGAAUACGCUGGUUAGCGCGAAUCUUUGGGGCAGUCUUGUGAAUCCGCCGAGUACGCCGGCAAAUCCUUAUCCGCUGAAUUAG
Messenger RNA from Hyaloscypha bicolor E, 1971 nucleotides. Its product is annotated as multicopper oxidase. Bases 1 to 1971 code for a protein of 656 amino acids. Gene Ontology annotation, cellular component: high-affinity iron permease complex. The record is from RefSeq and is a predicted model, not a curated record. The transcript is spliced from 2 exons. Gene Ontology annotation, biological process: reductive iron assimilation; cellular response to iron ion starvation. Gene Ontology annotation, molecular function: ferroxidase activity; copper ion binding. Lineage: Eukaryota; Fungi; Ascomycota; Leotiomycetes; Helotiales; Hyaloscyphaceae.